Messenger RNA from Penicillium atrosanguineum, 1566 nucleotides. RefSeq names its product DnaJ family domain-containing protein. The record is from RefSeq and is a predicted model, not a curated record. Bases 1 to 1566 code for a protein of 521 amino acids. NCBI's taxonomy places the organism in Eukaryota, Fungi, Ascomycota, Eurotiomycetes, Eurotiales, Aspergillaceae. The transcript has 2 exons.
AUGAAUAGCACACAGCUCAGGCGCUCACAGUUUCGUCGUGUGGCUGUUCGGCCCUCGAUACACACUGUAGCUCCCACACCACGACGGUUCUCAGCGGCUUGUCAACGACGACAGAACGCGAAUUCUACAAAUACAAAAACGGAUGAAGAUGGAGAGUCUGAUAAGAUACAGGAAGAGGAGGAGAAGGGAGCCAUGGCUCGCCGUCUCUCACAGAUGACCGAGGAUGCGAUGCUGGAAGGUGGACGGUCGGCGCAACGCAACAUGGAGGCCGCAGGAUUCUCUGAAGACCUGAAGAAACAACUCGAGGAGCGAGUCAAAGCAGCUGCAUUCAAAAGCGAAUAUGCUGUUGAGCACUCGAUCCUUGACAUGCCGGCUAGCGCAGGCCAAGGAACACGCGAGACAGCCGCAGCUCCCGCAUGGACAGGAACAGAGACCCUAGCCGACUCGGCACUACGCAUGCUGGACGACGCCAGCAAACCAAUUCGCACCCCAUACAAGAUCCCGCAACCCGUGAACCUCAAACCCGCCCCGAAACCCAUCCGCACCCCAGGCCAGCGCCUCGCCACAGCAAAAGAGCUGACAUCAAAAUACACAUUAACGCAAGCCCCUGGCUUUUCCGAAGAAGAGCGUGAGACAAUGCGCCGCGAAAUGAGCGAGAAAUUAUCCCCAGGAGCGCAGUCAAUGCCGAUAUCUAUACAUGGCCUUUCAUCGCUCGCAAACGAAAGAAUCGAAGACGCCAUUGCCCGCGGCCAGUUCCGACAGAUCAAGCGCGGGAAGGGCAUUAAUACGGAAACGGAUCAUAAUGCCAAUAGCGCGUAUAUUGAUACGACGGAGUACUUUAUGAACAAGAUUAUUCAGAAGCAGGAAAUUGUGCCGCCGUGGAUUGAGAAGCAGCAGGAACUUGUUUCGGAGAUUAGCCGGUUCAGGCAGAGGAUACGAGUGGAGUGGAGGAGGCAUGCGGCGAUGUUGAUCGCUAGCCGGGGUGGAUCUCUAGAUGAGCAGAUGAGGAGGGCGAGGGGACAUGCUGCGGCUGAGGUGAGGUUGGUUGAGAAAAGGAAGGUGGAGGCCGCAUUCGAGAAGAGUGAGGAGCAGGUCAGUGAGAUUAAUACCGAUGGCCGGAUUGUCGCCCACGUGGAGACAUCGGAAGCUGUCGAGUCUGAUGGAGAGACAAAUGCUCCUGGAGAUAUUCCACAUCUCCCUCCCCUGCGAGACGAAGCCUAUAUUGGGAUUGAACGCUCGUACCAUGAGCUGGCCGUGAAGCAUAUAAAUAAGAUUGCCCGGUCUUACAACCUCCAAGCACCCCGCUCAGCCCAAAAACCAUACCUCAAUUUGGAUCGCGAGUUGAACAACUGUUUUGCCGAGGUUGCGCCACAGUUGGCUGAAGAGAUCCGCCGUCGGGCGACUGAGCGAGCGCGGCCUUCUGCACGCUUCAGUGGGCCGUCGUCCAGCAUGCUUGAGUCAAUCGGUACAGCUAAUAACGUACGCGUCUACGAAGAGGACAAGACGAAGACUUACGGUCUUAAGGAGAUGUGGCGGGACAUGUUUUCCAAGGAUGGACAGAAAUAG